Molecule: messenger RNA, 8199 nt
Organism: Epinephelus lanceolatus (giant grouper)
Lineage: Eukaryota; Metazoa; Chordata; Actinopteri; Perciformes; Serranidae
Source: RefSeq, a predicted model, not a curated record
UACAUGUGUUUCACCGACACGGUGCGAUGGAGCGGAGACUGAAGGGUUUGUAGGAGAAGUCUCAGUGAGUGCUGAGCAACAGGCACCUGGGCUGCAAACUCACUGACGGCUCAUCGGCUCUGGAGGAACUGUUGCACAAAAUCCCGCUGCGAUGUCCCUGCUGUGUGUCAGAGUGAAGAAAGCCAAACUCCACGGGCCUCCAGACAAGUUCAACGCCUACGUCACUUUAAAGGUGCAAAAUGUGAAGAGCACCACCAUCACAGUCCGAGGGGACCAGCCAUGUUGGGAACAAGACUUCAUGUUUGAGAUCAAUCAUCUGGAGUCGGGUCUGGUGGUGGAGCUGUGGAAUAAAGGUUUGAUCUGGGACACUAUGAUCGGCACAGCACUGAUACCACUGGACAGCAUUCGACAGUCUGACGAGGAGGGACCAGGACAGUGGACGUCUCUUGACUCUGAGGUGCUGAUGAGGGAGGAUGAGAUCUGUGGUACCACCAACCCGACUCCACACCAAGUGCUGCUGGACACCCGCUUUGAGCUGCCCUUUGAUAUUCCAGAAGACGAGGCUCAGUACUGGACCAAUAAACUGGAGCGGAUUAACACCAUGCGGAUACAUGACGAGUAUCCACUGCAGGAAGAAGUCCAGAGAAGACGAAUGGCGUCUGUGCCCUCUCAGUGUUGCAGUUGGAGUUAUUUCGGAUGGAGUGACCAGCAGACUUUUGAUGACCAUGACAGUGCAGUGGAUGACCGUGACAGUGACUACCGCAGUGAAACUGGCAACAGGCCUCCACGGUUCCACAACACCUCGCAGACGAAUUCAUCAGUGCACCAGUACCCCAUAGGACGCAGGGUCCAACAUCAAACCCUGUCCAGGGAGUCUGACUCUAUACAAAGCUAUGAACUAGACUAUAGAGAAAUGAGGGGGGCCAGCCCACCAGACAGCAGUCGCUUUGAUUCAUCAGGCAACCUUAGCCCAGCCAGCUCCCAGCUCAGUUCUGAGCCUGAGGAGCGCCGAGAUCCAGAGACCCACCACCCAAGUACCCUACGUCCUCCUCUAAGUAACCAGAAGUCUACCUGGGAUGAGGAAGAAGAGGAGGAGGAGGAGGAAGAGGUUGAGAAAGAGCUACAUCCACUACCAGAGCCUGGUUCCAACAAAGAUUUGAAGGACUCGUCUGUCAUCCUGCCCAGGUCGAUCUUGGACAACUGUGAUAACAAGACUCAGACUAAAAUCAGUUUCUUUGAGGAUGGCCCUCCACCGUGCUCUCCUUCCAAAGUUCGCUGGCUGAAAGCAUACAACAAAGUGAGAGUGCAGCUCCUUGAGAGUCGAGAUCAAGAUGGUGACCCCAGCAAGCACCCAUGGGCCAAGCCAGGGGGAAACACACCGUUUGGCAUUGACAGCAUGCCAGACCUCCGCAAGAGGAGACCAAUUCCCCUUGUUAGUGAACUGGCUAUGUCUAUGAUACAGUCCAGGAAAGCUGGACUCGCCCACACAUUGGCCACACGGACCUCCCUGAAAGAUGAGGAGCUUAAAAACCAUGUGUACAAGAAGACCCUGCAGUCUCUGAUCUACCCCAUCUCCUGCACCACGCCACACAAUUUUGAGGUCUGGACGGCCACUACACCGACCUACUGCUACGAGUGCGAGGGUCUGCUGUGGGGCAUCGCCCGGCAGGGUAUGCGCUGCGCAGAGUGCGGGGUCAAAGUGCAUGAGAAAUGCCAAGAGCUGCUGAACGCCGACUGCCUGCAGAGAGCAGCUGAGAAGAGCUCCAAGACCGGGGCAGAGGACCGGACACAGCACAUUAUCAUGGCUAUGAAGGACAGGAUGAAGAUCCGCGAGAGGAACAAGCCAGAGAUCUUUGAGGAGAUCCGGAGAGUGUUCAACGUCACCAAGAUGAUCCACGUCCAGCAUAUGAAGAGCAUCAAGCAGAGUGUCCUGGACGGCACCUCCAAGUGGUCGGCCAAGAUCACCAUCAACAUCGUCAGCGCGCAGGGUCUCCAGGCCAAGGACAGAACGGGCUCCAGCGACCCCUAUGUCACCAUCCAAGUCGGAAAGACGAAGAAGAGGACAAAGACCAUCUACGGCAACCUGAACCCAGUCUGGGAGGAAAAGUUUAGCUUCGAGUGUCACAACUCAUCAGAUCGUAUCAAGCUGCGAGUUUGGGAUGAAGACGAUGACAUCAAGUCUCGAGUGAAGCAGCGUCUGAAGAGGGAGUCGGACGACUUCUUGGGUCAGAGCAUCAUCGAGGUCCGAACUCUGAGCGGAGAGAUGGACGUCUGGUACAACCUGGAGAAGAGAACAGACAAGUCUGCGGUGUCUGGUGCCAUUCGUCUUCAGAUCAGUGUGGAGAUCGAGGGAGAGGAGAAGGUGGCACCAUACCAUGUUCAGUACACGUGCCUUCAUGAGAAUAUGUUCCACUUCUCGACGGACGUGGAAGGAGGCGGCAUGGUGAAGAUCCCCGUGGCUCAAGGAGAUGAUGCCUGGAAGGUUUACUUUGAUGAAGUGCAGCAGGAGAUCGUGGAUGAGUUCGCCAUGCGCUACGGCAUCGAGUCCAUAUAUCAGGCCAUGACCCAUUUCUCUUGCCUGUCCUCUAAGUACAUGCUGUCAGGGGUGCCGGCAGUGAUGAGCACCCUGCUGGCCAACAUCAAUGCCUUCUACGCCCACCCAACCGCCUCCACCAACGUCUCUGCUCCGGCUAGAUUUGCAGCCUCCAACUUUGGGAGAGAUCGUUUUGUGAAGCUUCUGGAUCAACUGCACAACUCCCUGCGUAUCGACCUCUCCAUGUACAGAAACAACUUCCCAGCCAGCAGCAAGCCUCGCCUCCAUGACCUCAAGUCAACAGUGGAUCUUCUCACCAGCAUCACCUUCUUCAGGAUGAAGGUCCUGGAGCUGCAGAAUCCUCCCAGAGCCGCCAACGUGGUGCGGGACUGCGUCAAGGCCUGCCUGAACUCCACCUACGAGUACAUCUUCAACAACUGUCUCGAGCUCUUCAACCGCCAGUUCCAGCCCGCUGUACCACCACCUCAGCCAGAGAAGAAGAAGAAGAAGAAAAAAGAAAAAGCAGAAGGAGAGGAAGGGGAGGAGGAUGAUGAGGAGGAGGAGGAAGAGGAAGAAGAAGAAGAGGAAGAGGAGAAGAAAGAGGAGAGCCAGCAGGAGGAGCAGGGCCCAAGCAUCCAGAAUCUGGACUUUUGGCCUAAACUCAUCACGCUCAUCGUCUCCAUUAUUGAGGAGGACAAGAACUCCUACACACCCAUCAUUAACCAGUUUCCUCAGGAACUCGAUGUGGGUAAAGUCAGCGCGGAGGUCAUUUGGAGGCUUUUUGCUCAGGACAUGAAAUAUGCUCUGGAGGAACACGAGAAGCAUAAACUCUGUAAGACUGCUGACUACAUGAACCUGCACUUCAAGGUCAAGUGGCUUUACAACGAGUAUGUUAAGGACCUGCCCGCCUUCUCUGACACUGUGCCUGAGUACCCUGCGUGGUUCCUUCAGUUUGUCCUGGCCUGGCUGGCUGAAAACGAGGAGGUGUCGAUGGAGUUCAUGCACGGGGCGCUGGAGAGAGACAAGAGGGAAGGGUUCCAGCAGACGUCUGAGCAUGCUCUGUUCUCCAGCUCGGUGGUGGACAUUUUCACUCAGCUCAACCAGAGCUUUGAGAUCAUCAAGAAGCUGGACUGCCCCGACCCCGCUGUGGUGGCACAAUAUAAUCGACGCUUCGCCAAGACGAUCACCAAAGUGCUGCUGCAGUACUGUGCCCUGCUAGCCAAGAGCUUUCCCUCCUACUGUGAGAAGGAGAAGAUACCCUGCGUGCUGAUGAACAACAUCCAACAGAUGAGGGUCCUGUUGGAGAAGAUGUUUGAGUCGAUGGGAGCAAAACAGAUAACUGCUGAGGAGGAGAGGCUUGAGAACGAGGAGGAACCUGAGGAGUUAGAUGAGGAGGCCAUCACUGACAAUGAAGGGGAGGAUGACAUGUCUGCCUGCUCAGACUCAGAGGGAUCUGAGGCUGACAACAAAGAAAAGGAGAACAAGCUUGAUAAGGAAAAGUCUGAGUCCAUGAAGGAAAAGGCUGAAAAGAAAGACAAAGAGAAGCAGGAGGACACUAAGAGCAAACAGUCAAAGGAGGAAGUAAACAAGACCGAAGCCACCGCUGCCACAAAGAAGCUGGAUACAGAGGCGGCUGACAUCCUCAAUGAGCUGCAGGUGAAGCUCAACACCUUCCUGGACAACUUCAGCACUGUGUUUGCCAAAAGUUUCCAGACUCGUAUUAAUGGCUGCAUGCGUCAGAUGGCUGAGAUCCUGUACCAGAUCAAAGGCCCUCCCAACCAUAACACUGCAGAGGCAGACGCUGACACCAUGCUGAGGCCCCUCAUGGAGUUCUUGGACGGGAAUCUCAGUAUCUUUGCUGACAUCUGUGAGAAGACGGUGCUGAAGAGGAUCCUGAAGGAUCUGUGGAAGAUCGUCCUGAGCAGCCUGGAGAAGACCAUCGUCCUGCCUCAGAGCAAUGACAGCCUGGGUGCUCAGCUCCUCACAGCAGCUAAAGGACUGUCUAAUCUCAAGGGAGGUGGAGAAGCCAAAACCUUGACGCCCAAACAGUGUGUGAUUAUCGACGCAGGGCUGGAGACCAUCAAGCAAUACUUCCACGCAGGAGGAAACGGGCUGAAGAAGGCGUUUGUGGAGAAAAGUCCUGAACUGGCAUCGCUGCGUUACGCCCUUUCCCUUUACUCGCAGAGCACAGAUGCUCUCAUCAAGACCUUCGUCACCACACAGCACUCCCAAGUGCAUGAUGGGAUGGGCAUCAGAAUCACGGGCAAUGAGAAGAUUCGACCUGACAGGGGCGCGGGGAUAGAGAAGCCCAUUGGAGAGGCCAUCCUGCAGAUCGACAUGAUGCUCGGGAAGGAACGCAAAGUCACUGUCAGAGUCAUCGCUGUGAACGACAUGAAGUGGCAGACAUCAGGGAUGUUCCGGCCUUUCGUUGACGUCUCCAUGGUCGGUCCGUUCCUGGCCGACAAGAAGCGCAAGUUCACCACAAAAUCCAAGAACAACAGCUGGUCGGCGAAGUUCAACGAGUCUUUCCAGUUCACCCUGGGUAAAGAGUCCCCAGACUGCUACGAGCUCCAGGUGACGGUGAAGGAUUACUGCUUCGGCCGUGCAGACCGGGUGGUCGGCAUGGCUGUGGUUCAGCUGCGCGAUGUCGCUGAUCGCAAGAGCUGUGUGUGCUGGUGUCCGAUCGGGCCACGCAUUCAGACCGAUGAGACGGGCUUGACUGUGAUGCGUAUCCUGUCCCAGCGGCCUGCUGAUGAAGUGGCCAAAGAGUUUGUCAAGCUGAAAUCUGAAACUCGUCCUGUGGAGGAGGGCAGAUGAGCAGAGAUCCAAGAGAGAUGGGUAGAAAUGUUGAAAAUGUGAAACUGACAUGACCACAGUCAGGGUUGAGUCAGGGCUACGUGGCUGUCUGUUUUAUAAGAGCACUGUCAUCCUCAUCCUCAGUAAACACAGACGAUUAAAGCCUCUGAUGUGGAAGAGGUUCUUCAAAAGACGCAGCAGACACAACUAAAAUGACCAUUUUAAUAGAUGAACAAAGAAAUACAUUCAAUUCAUUCAAUUCAAUAGACAAAUUGUGGAAGGAGGUGUUUUCUCAAAAUGUUGAUAAAGAACAUGAGCGACUUUGGGUUUAAAUCACCAACUCAGAGGUCGGAAAUUGUUUGAAUUCACUGCAGAGAAACUCUUCUGAUUCUGAUGUCGUGUGUAGCAAACUAAAUCUGUUGUCUGUCGGCCAUCAGAGCUGCUAAUGCACACCUUUUUACCAAACAUCCAUUCAGUGGAAUGAAUGGACUUGUGUCGCUGUCUACCUGACGGUAUAAAAAGAUGUUACCAACGCAGUUGUCUAAACACCGUCUGAACAUGAGCAGUAAAUUCUGGCUGCUAUUAAGUGACUGUUUAAUGAUCAUAAGUAAUUAUGACAUGAGAUGAAGUGAGUUGGAGGAGGUAAUCCAAGAGUCUUGUACUGUUUGAGCCUUUGAGGCUCACAGAGAUCCUGUGACAUCGGCACCACUGUUGAUUCUAGUGUCCCAACACUGUUUCCCAAAAACAUGACACUGGAUACACAUGUCACAAUAACGCAUAAGGAUUAACAUGUGAUAUACUUAGCAUGAGCUUCAGUUUGUAAGAAACAUUUAAGCAUCUCAGAAUUGAUCAGCCAGUUCAUAAAAAUAAGACACAGCGCGCUUGACUCACAUUAGACCUGAAAGACUGGGUGCUGGAUCCUGACGAAAAAGUUAAGGCUUGGACAGAACUCCUGUUUAACUUUUUAGUAUUGCCACACGGUCACAUACACAACAACAACCAGAUCAAUGGUAACUCAUUUAUCAUUUAACAUGACAAUAGAAUUAACUGCAACACACAUCAUUUGUAUCAAGUGUCACAUCCUUUGAUUCACACCUGUCGACAAGCGUAGAUGCAUCUUACAGAAAGAAGCACUAUAGUCAGGAUACAGUAGCCAGGGUACGCCAUGAAACUGAAGCAUGUUUACGCUGGGAAAUGUUGUACAAGAGGUGAUGAAGUGUGAUUGAGUCAAACCAAAACAAGUGUGUCAAGAUCAAGCGGCAACCUUCGGGCACGGAAAAAGAAGCCAACGCAAAAGUGCCAAAAGUGCAGUUCCUCUCAUGGCCACUUGGGGCUGGCUCUAAAAGCCAUUCAGUCCCCACAGACCCCCAACGUCACAGCAGAAAUGCACGUUUACAGCCUGUUACGAAAAACAAUUUUGAUCUCUUUAUAUAAUUUCAACGUUCAUGACAACUGUUCAAGGGUGAAUUUUUUUAAUAACUCACUCGUUUACAUUUUAUUAUGGUUUAAACAGGCUGUCUGUGAGGCGUCACCACAGUCUAUGAGUCAGAUCCACCACUUACUUGUCCACAGCUCUACCUUCUCCUCCAAAUAUGGUCACAUAUGGCUAAAAAAUCCAAGCUGGCGACGACCAAAAUGAUGCCAGCAAAUGUGUUGCCCUUUAGUGAUUGACUUCUGGUAGUAUUUUUCCAGAUAGACUCUUGAAUGAAAGAAAAGACGACACCCUAGGAAAUGAUUUUCAGUUUAAAUCAGUCAGUUCUCAGUUACGUAGCCUUAAGAAAAUGUCGGCUUGCUAACGUCACUAGCUCACCGUACUCAGUGGGAUUCAGACCUUAAUGAAUGGGUUCUACAAAGUAAAAGGCGUUGAUUUUAUUUUCUGAAGCAAAGGAUUAUGGGUAUAGUUUUAAGUAUCUGACUGACCACUGGACUGUGGCUGCAGAACAAAGGUUUUUAAAUUCUGUUUCUGCCAAGUGUGAAACUGUGACUGUGGACACUGUUUACCCGUCGACCUGCUCUGACUGGAAAUGGCCAAAAGCUGACGACCUGUUUUCAGGCGUGAAGUCGUGUGAACAGCUUUGAUGGAGGUUCAGAAACGGACCUCCAAGGAUUUUAUUUUAUCUGUUUUUAAAGCUCAAAAUUGGAUGAAAAAACAAAACAAAAGUCUUUCAGCCUUGUCGUGCAUGCGCAGUCACAUCCUGCACCAAUCAUAUGUCUAUGAAUACCUGAUUGGUGUUUCUGCAUUGGGCGCAUUACAAACUCGGACCAGGAUGGAAAAUAAAAACAGGCAGGUUGUUGAACUAACUUAAGUCUAACUGGGUUUGAUCCACACUAUUGUAUGUUUACUACGUGCCAAGAAACGCAAGUGUUCAGCGAGCCAUGUUCAACUAGCUCUCUUUGCAUAUUUUGGGUUGUUUGCGGACAGAUGUGGCCACUGUAGAUGUCCCAAAUCUUACUGCACGUUUGCCAAAACUCGCUGCACUGUGGCUCCAAACUUCUGGUAGAAUUUCAACAAGGUAUUCUGGAAACUAGUUUAGAGUUCUGAUGUUGGUUCGGCUGUGUUAAACUGAACAAAGACUUGUCUGCGGUAGGGUUUGAGUUAUCUUACAGUGGCCACAGCUGCAGUGACAACUGAACUCUUGCACUCAAACUGUAAGUUUGUAAAAAGUUAAAAAAAUAAAUAAAUAAAAGCCUACGACCAGAGCAUGUAUUUAUUGUAUACAGAGUCAACUAGAAUUGUGAUCUUUUUCAUGUAUGUACUGUGAAAUAUGGAGAUUAAUCAAAUGUAUGUAAAGUAGUUAUCAUUAUUCCAAUGUGACAUAUGUUGAAAAUACUUGUAACAAUAUUUUGUACAUAAAAUAUUUAUGAAUCAA